AUUGACAAUGUGUCUGUUUAAUAGUGUAUACCUACAAUGGAUACGGCGGCCACUUGUAAGUAUUAUGUGACUAAAUUACUUGGUAUUAGUCCUCCAAAACCAAAUUGUGUGUACGAUGUACGAUCGGGUAAUGUCCGUGAUCGUGAGCAAAAAUCAUUGUUUCGUGUUUUUUACCGAUCGAAUGACCGACGUCGUAAACAACGUCAUAGAACUAAUAUACAAGAAUCGUACGUCCCUUCUAUGCAUGCGGACGAAGUUGGUGCAAAAAUAGGCGAUGGUCGUGUACUGGAAGAGGACACAGUUGAAGAUAUUGAAAAGAAGUUCCAAGGGUUUCGGAAUGUGUUUGAGAAGUGUAAGGUAAAGAAAAAGAAACCACGUUUGUUCAAUGUCAGUUCAGGAUUGCGAUUCACACUUGUUGCUAAUUCCAUGUUGAUGGACAAUCAAAAAAAGGCAACCGAAAAUGUUACUACAGUUAUCAAUACCGAAGAAGAUAAAAUUGAAGAGGACUAUGCUGAUGACGAGGAAGAUGAAGAGGAGGAUAACGAUGUAGAAGAUGAAAAUGACAAUGUUGAAAAGGAAAACAUGACAGACAAAGAUAUAGCAACUACUCCAAUAAAAGAAGUCGUUAAUGAUUUGAAUGAAGAAGAUUUUUCUGAGUCUAAGUGUCCAAAAGAUGUAGCAGAUAAAGUGAAUUCAUGGAUCGACAAUUCUGUCAAGCAGACCGAUGAAUAUUCUGAAGAGGAAAGUCUAUUUGUCAACGAAGAGGAUGCCGAUUAUUAUCAUUGCGUACAAAGUUGUGAACAUAGUACUUCCCGUUUAAAUAGUGACUUAUCUGACAACGACGGCUCAACGGCAUUCGCACUGGAGGAUCAACUAGUUAGAGUAUUGGAAAAAAAUACCGAGCUAACCAUCCAAAAUACAGAUUUACACAAACAAGUACUUCAACUCCAACAUGUGAAAAAGGGCUCCGGGCUGAACCCAUUAUCAGCCCGGGCAGAUGCUGAUCAAGAAAUUGAUGAAAUUCUUAAGCUUAUGCAAGAUGCGACCGAUAAGAAGAGAGCUUUGGAAAAAGAAUAUAAAGAAUGCGUUGUCAAGCUUCAAGAUAAGCAAUGUGAAUUACAGAGCAGGCCAUCUAAUAUCAACUAUGCAGAAAAAACUAGACUGUGUGAAAACAUUGAAUCAUUACAAUCUAAGGUACGAGAGUUGGAAAAGAAAAUGGAAUUAGAAAAUGUAAAACAGGAAGAAUUACAAUUGGAAUUAGAACAUCACAAAAAGUCUACACUAAGAACUUCAUACAAGUCUAUAGACUUAGCUUUGAACUCACCCUCAGAAUCUACUACAUCUAGUGUAGAACUAAGAUCGAAUUCCAUUAACCAUUCUUCUUUACCUACAUCAUUAGAACACAUGUAUUCUACUGAUCAAUUGAGACAACACAGAAUACAAUCUGCAGGAGAUGCAUUGGAAACAAUUAAUAUCAAUAGACCAGUGUUAUCAAAUAUUACGGGAGGUAGAGCAUCUACUUUGCCUUCAGAAAUCGAUCGCAUAAUGGCAAAAAUAGACCAAGAUAAUAGAGUAUUAGCUGAAUUAGAUAAGACAAGAUCUACUAUAGUUGCCGGGGGUCCUGGGCAAACAGCACCGCUGCAUAAAGUCAAAAUAAAAAGUGAUAAAACGGAUUCAAACACAGCACCGCUUCGGUCGUGCUUGAAAAAACGCAGUCUGCCGACUGCUGGUAUACUGACACCUUCUUCAAGUUCAAUGCAAGAUCCGAAUUAUGCCUUGGCUUCUGUUCCAUCGCAUAUUAAUUACCCAUACACAGAGCUUUAUCGCGUGGCCCCUGGUCAUCUGACACAGACAUAUCAACCCUUAUCCAUUGGCACAUCUGUGCUGCCAACCGUAGGACCGCUUACUACCACGACUCCAGCAUUGGAUUCUGUCUUAUUGGCUACUGGACAGCAGUCAAGAAUUCAACCUAAAGGACGGAUUAUGCCGGCAAUUCCCAGUAUGAUCAACGCUCAACAAGAUAUCGAUUACCAAAAUAACAUAAUUAACGACGCAUUAGGGUUAAGUAUAGAUUCGACGAAACGUAUUGGUGAAAGGCGAAUGCCAGACAUGUUGGAUAUACCAGGAAAAGGACAAUGUUAUGUUUAUUGUGCGAGGUAUACAUAUGACCCUUUCUAUUGUUCACCUAAUGAAAAUUUUGAAGAAGAACUUCCAAUUACUGCAGGAGAUUAUAUUUUAGUUUGGGGUAAUAAAGAUGAGGAUGGGUUUUUUGAUGGUGAGCUUUUAGAUGGGAGACGUGGAUUAGUGCCUUCAAAUUAUGUACAACAACUUUACGGUAGAGAUCUUGAAGAUUUCUAUCAAUCUAUGGUGGUCAGACUUAGAGAAUGUGACGAUAGUGCGACAACUACAGUUCCUCAAAAUAUUGAAUACAUGCUCCCAGACGAACAAAUGAAGAGACUGGCUCAACAAGAGUAUAAUAAUAUGUUAGAAGAAUUACAAGAAGACGAUAACGUCGAUGACGAUGACAUGUUCUUCUCGCUGCUAGUACCGGCACCGAAGCAGCUGACAUUGGAGAGGCAGUUGAACAAAAGCGUGCUGAUUGGUUGGAAUGCUCCUUCUUCUGAAGAAGGUUGUUUGCCAGAAUCAUAUCAUGUGUACGUAGAUGGAAAUUUGAAAACAACUAUUAAAGCUACAGAAAGAACCAGAGCUCUAGUUGAAGGAGUUGACUCAAACAAGCCACAUAGAAUCAGUGUAAGAUCUGUAACAGCUAAUAGAAGAACAUCUAGAGAUGCUGCUUGUACAAUGGUUAUUGGUAAGGAAAAAGAGUUACCAUUACGACCAUCACACGUAAAAGCUAGCCAAGUAACAUCCACGUCCGCUGUUAUAUCGUGGUUGCCAAGCAACAGUAAUUUUCAACAUGUGGUUUGCGUUAAUAAUGUUGAACUCAGAACCGUCAAACCUGGUGUUUACAAACAUACAAUAACAGGUUUGGUGCCUAAUACAUUAUACAGAGUAACAGUUAGUGCUAAGACGUUACGUGCACCGACGUUCGAUCAAAAAAGGACUACUACCUCUAUGGAAAAAUUUUCUACGCACAUAAAUUUUAAAACGCUGCCUAAAGGCUGCAAAGGACUUCCGGAUCCACCUUCAGAAGUACAAGUAGAAUCAGGGCCACAGGAUGGAACUUUAUUGGUGACAUGGCUUCCGGUGACUACUACACUCAGUGACCCCUCUAACCGUGGUCAUAUAACAGGUUAUGCUGUUUAUGCAGAUGGAAAAAAAGUGUCUGAUAUUGAUAGUCCAACUGGCGAUCAUGCUUUAAUCGAUAUCACUCAACUGCUCAGUCUUAACCCCAGACAAGUAACUGUACGUACUAAAUCUAGAGAUAACCAAUCUACUGAUAGUAAUCCAGUUUUGAUACCCGGUGCAAAAAAUAAAUCACCUCAUCAUCACAAUCAUCAUCAUAAACAAGAUGAAGACAAACGAAUUAAAUAUGGAUCUGCAGUACCAAAUCACAUGAGACCGCAACGGAAUGCUUAUGGCCAGGUAAUCGUGGACACGGAAACAGAAAAUCUUAGUGAUAAAGAAAUAUUUCCCGGGCAAAUAAGUAUACCAUCGAUAGAAGUUACGAAAGAUUUUGCUGGAGAGGGAAAUUAUAGUGAAGAGGAGUUCAUGGAAAACGGAAGAGGAGCAAGGCGUGCUCCUUCAGCUCAUCCACACAGGCCUGCGGCGCCCACUCCUAGGUCUAAACCGCCUCAUCACGGUCGUCAUCAUUACGAUGAAAGAGAGCCGUUCUAUCAAAACGAGAAACAAAUAGAACCUAGAAUAAAACACGUUAGUGGUAAUGGAGACCAAAGAACUUACAGAGGGAGAGGUUCUGAUCCCAGACAGACUGCCUAUCAGAAGACACCUAGAGACAAACGACCGAGAUGGGUAGUGGCUAUUUAUGAUUAUGAUCCAACUACUAUGUCUCCUAACCCAGAUGUUUGUGACGAAGAGUUACCAUUUAAAGAAGGAGAUCAUAUAAAGAUAUAUGGAGAUAAAGAUCCGGAUGGUUUCUAUUGGGGUGAAAGUAGAGGAAGAUUUGGUUAUGUUCCUCAUAAUAUGGUCAUGGAAUUAUCAGACAUGCAAAAGAAUCAAGAUCCCAGGAAUAGAAAAGAUGAUCGUUGGAUUGAUCCUUACUCGGGUCCUGUAAAAAAAAUGGUGGCACUAUAUGAUUAUGACCCGACUGAAAAUUCACCGAAUGUCGAUGGAGACCAAGUGGAACUACAUUUUAAAAUGGGCCAGACCAUUUUCAUAUAUGGAGAAAUGGAUGAUGAUGGUUUUUAUAGAGGUGAGUGCAACGGAGUCCGGGGUCUAGUGCCUUCAAACUUCUUGGUAGAGGUAGGCACAGAGUAUGCUGAUGGAGACGGUGUAGGACCACUACAACCCAAAGGUCAACGGCAGUCACAGCAUCACCAACAACAACAACAACAACAGCAGCAGCAGCAGCAGCAGCAGCAGCAACACCAGCAACAGGAUAUGAGAGGACACGGCCCAGGAGCUCGUGGUCCGCCACCCCCGCCUCGAGGCAUAGAUCAGCCAAUUAAACGUAAAGAUGCCUGCCUUCCACAGUAUGAUUAUCACCAGAUGUCAGCGGUGGAUGCGAGGGAGAGAGGAGAUCCGUACGAGAGGAGAGAUGGUAGAGACGGAAGCGGUGGUCAGUCAGCGGGUAGUGGAGGUGUUCAGAGCACGUCGGGAAAACUAUUCAAGGGCCUAGCACAUGUUGUUCCAGACUUCGGACUUGGUAGUAGGCCACAAGACGGUCAACAAAUCCAUAACCAAGGGCAUACUGGAGGUGGAACGUCAAGUUUCAUGCAAAAGCUGAAUGAUCUGACCCAUCACAAUCCUGUCAAUAACACCACUAUGAAUCAACAAAAUCAACAAAAUCAUCAGCAGCAGCAGCAACCACAGCAGCAGCCCGAUCAUGGUGUGGAUAACAUUCUAUCAAAAGGAAAAGAAUUGAUCUUUAUGAAGUUUGGGCUGGGAAAAUGAUAUUUACCGAUGACUAUUAACGUAGUGUUCACUGCCGAUGUCACUGUGAUCCGUUUAUAUUUUUAACGUAUUAUUUAAUGUCUGUAUUUACGUUUCUUGAUAUCGGUAAAUAUUUCUAUUUAUUAAAAAAUAUAGAAAACUGAUAUAUUUAUAGUUAAUUGAACAAAAUAUAAAUAAAUUAAUAAAUGCUAAAAAAUUCUCUUUCUAUUAAUAACUGUAAUCAGUGAUAAAUAAAUUAUUAAAUGCAAAUUGUUAAUGUUUUAAUCGUUAAAGUUCUAUUUGAAUUCAUGUUAAUAGUCAACGGUAAAUAUGUUUUGUAUAGAAUAUUAUGACAUAGAUAUCCUCUUUUUGACUUCCAUUUAAGAUAAAGAUAUUAUUAUCAUUACUUUUAUUUUCUAAUCCGACUUAUAACACGUACAUUUAGUCGAAUUUUUUUUUGUAUUUUAAAAUCUAAUAAUAUAAAACAGUAAUGUAAUAAUUUUAUCGUUUCGAUUGGUAUAAUAUACAUAAACACGUCAUUAUUAUAUUAUUAUUAUUGUUAAUAUAUAAUAGGUGUAUAUUACAUAUAAUUUAGGGCUCGGAAGUUGUAGGAGCUGAAGAAAGCAAAAUAUGCACAAAAAAAUUGUAAAAUAUGCAUGAAAAAAUGUUAAAUAUAUGCAAACAAAAUUAACCAACUUGAUUAAGUCUGUGAUAGAACAGACGAAUGAGUGAUAUGCAAUAGUUGGAAUAUUCCAGCAUUGUAUCGGACUUCGCAUUGUUUAUAAUCUAUGGGGCAAUAGGCAAUAGUCGGAAUAUUCCGGCAUUGCACUGAUUGUCAACCCGUUCGAACCAGGCUUCCCCUUAGUUUCCGACUACAGUGUGUUUGUCGCAAGUAAUUUCAUUAGAAGAAAACAUAAUUUUUUUUAAGAAAAUAUUAAACAAGUAUAGAAAUCUCACGAAAAUUGAGAAAUAUGUACUUUUUUUCUAAAAUUGAGAAAUAUGCAAAAAAUGCAUUUUUUAUUUUUGUAUUUAAACUCAUCAAAGUAUAAAAUGGAUUUCUAGCUUGGUCUGCUAUAAAUUGAGAGCAUACAAAAAAAUAUGCAAAAAAACUCCUACAACAUCCGAGUCCUACGAUAUAAAUUUAUCUUGUGUAAUUUAUAUACGCAUACCUACAUAAUAGUAUAUUACAUUAUAUGGUUACGAAUAUUAAACGAUAGGUUUGUUAUAAGCUGUACGUAAGAAAAGUCAAAGGCUGUGAUAUUAUUAGUUGUUUACUUACAACCGCCAGCAUCAUAAUUGAAGUAAGAAAUUUUUUUAAACUACAAAUUACACGAUUUUGAUAUAAUAAACAGUAAAUACAUACAAUAGUGAUGUUCAUAUUCAAGUUUCUGUGAAAACAGCAUUCGUCACUAGUUUUAUCUUGAAGGCCACUCGAGGUCCAGAAACGACUUGAACAUUCCUACGUUACAAGAUUUGCACUCGACCAUAAGAGAUAAUCACAUAAAUCGUAUUCAUAUACGCACUUGCAUUAUUAAUUAAAGUAAUUUCUUCAAAAUUUUGAACCUAAACCAGUUGUAUUUAUAUUACCUACAUUACAUAAUGUAAAUAUAUAUUUUCUGGGUUAUCCAAAUUUUCACGUGUUACAAAUUAGAGUUUUAUUGCUCCAUGCGUGCUUAACAUAAUAAUAAUACUAUAAUAAUAUUAUAGAUUUUUCGGUGCCUCGGUUAUAAUAUAUAAUAAUCAAUAACACUGAUUCCAUUUCGCAACUGCCAACUAUUUAUAUACCAUAUACGUACUUCUUUUCUAUUUCAUAUGUCGGUUGCUAUUCGUGUUUUUGUCAUAUAAUAUUACAUAAUGGAUUAUGUUAGUUGUAAACUGAGGGAUGUAUUAGUUAAGUCUUAUUAAGUCCUAUUUAUUUUAGCUUUAUUAAAGUAUAUCGGAUGACAUAAAAAGUUAUAAAUAGAAAUAAUUCAAAAACAAAUGAAAAAUUUCUUUUUAUAAACUUUCUUGUCAUCCCCAUAUAUAUAAUUUGUAUGCACAUACACAUAUGGUAAUAUGUAUAUACAUACAAAAUGUAAUAACACAAUUAUUAUAAUUAUUAGGUACAUUAUUUAUAAAAUGUGUAUUGGUGUAAAUAAUAAUUCUCACUUUUAGAUUUUUACUAGAAAAAAAUAUUUUAUGAACAUUGAUUACGUUAUCGAUCACUAUCAUUUUAAUAUAACAUUCAAAUUGUCUAUAAUUAUAUUCUACAAUGAUUAUUUUUAAGCUAUAUAAUGGAUUAUAUCUAAAAUAUACUCAUUUUAUCAUAAUAUGUAAUGUAAUUUUAAGGUACUUCAAAUAAAUUAUUGAAUGCUGUUCAUAAAUUAAAACAUAAUAUCUUUCAAAUA
Messenger RNA from Aphis gossypii (cotton aphid), 7400 nucleotides. RefSeq names its product peripheral-type benzodiazepine receptor-associated protein 1 (gene Rbp). The transcript is spliced from 29 exons. Gene Ontology annotation, biological process: neuromuscular synaptic transmission. Bases 37 to 5034 code for a protein of 1665 amino acids. The record is from RefSeq and is a predicted model, not a curated record. NCBI's taxonomy places the organism in Eukaryota, Metazoa, Arthropoda, Insecta, Hemiptera, Aphididae. Gene Ontology annotation, molecular function: protein binding.